AUGCUGACUGGCGGAGAGUCUCCCUCCUCUUCGCUCGAGUCGAAGGACGUCGUCGCCGAUGGAGUCCUUGUCACCAUUGCCCCCCGCGUCUCCGAGGAGACCGCAGUGAUUGCGUCAAACCAGGACCAGCGGAAGCAUGGCGGUGCCUCAACGCUCCUUGGGCGCACCGGUCCUGGUGUGAGAAUAGUUCGGAUCAUUUUGCUCGCGGCGGGACUGGUCGCUCUCGCCCUCGCGCUCUGGAAGACCGCAGCCGUUGCUCCGUCGUUAAUUCAGGCGAACGGGCUGCCACUCGGACUCGCCCAAACCGGAGCUUACUUCAUCGCCUACUUGUGUGAAGCCGUCCUCAUUGUUGCGGUGACCCCAUUCGUGGCGGCGAAGGAGGCUGUGGGGUUUGCUGCUGUCAAGCUCUGGCAGGUGGCAACCGCUUACUUCUCAUUCGCUUGGGAUGUCAUCGCCGCAGUCUUCUCAUUCGCUUGGGAUCUCAUCGCCGCAGUCUUCACCCUCCUUUCGGACGCCGCCGCCACAGUCUUCUCCUUCACUGAAGAAUUUAUCCUCGUCCCCAUGGCCCACUUCCUCCAGCCAGGCGCACAGAUUGUCCGGGACAAGGCGGUGACGGUCGCGGAGACUGUCAAGGACGUGGCUGUCUGGCCGUACGAGAACGUCGUGCAGCCUGCCGGAGAGGCGGUUGUAGGCUGCGUGCAGGACGUGUUUUCCUGGUCGUACCAGCGUGUCUUGCAGCCCAUCGGACAUGCGAUUGGCGCCACCGCGACAUUCGUGAUGGAUGCCGUCAUUGCCCCGUCACUCAAUGCCUUGGCGUGGGCCGUCGCGAAAAUGUGGCAAGGAUUGUUUUGGAUCGGCGACGCGAUCCUCGAGGGCAUCUCCCGCAUUGUGGUGUACCUCUACGAGCAUGCGGUGGUGCCUGUGUCUCACGGCAUUCGAUUAGUCGGGGCAGAAAUCGGAAAUGGCUUGGGUGCCGCCGCCAGCUGGGUGUGUGGCCACAUUUUGGCUCCUGUUGCAAACGCAGUCAGCGCUGCCGCAUCAGCCUCCUACCACUAUGUGAUAGAGCCUGUUGGUUCAGGGAUCGGAUGGCUAGUCUCCACCCUAGCCAGCGGCAUUGCAUCCGCAGGCUCCACCACCUAUCGAUUCGUCAUCGAGCCGGUUGGCUCAGAGGUGGGCUCGCUCGCCGGCAUCGUGAGCAGCUGCUUGGACUCGAUCGCCAAAAACUUCAACCCGGAUGUCGACGUCAACAACGCCGCCCUCUGCGAGUACAACUUCGCGGACGGGGAGAUCGCGGUGUUCGGCUCAGCGGCGCCGCCCCUCCACUCGGGCGCGUUCGUCUUGCGCCAUUCGAUGGCCGUCCACGUAAUCGUCUUUGCGGCCUUCCUGGCUGCGUUGGUCGCCUCUCGCACCGCCACCUGCAUCGCGGCACCGGAACGCCAAAAAACUAGUAUGGCGUCGCUGUUCACCGCCGCAUCGCCGCUCCUCCCGCUCGCCGUCGCCCACCCGAUGCCGGAGGACGACGAGGAGGCGGCUGCGCGUGAGCGUGCGCAGCGGUACAUCAAAUUUGGCACCGUCACCGAGAAGAAUGUCGAGCAGCUACGCAAGCUGAACCUCGCAGUCUUCCCCGUCCGGUAUAACGACAAGUUCUACUCGGACCUGGCUUCGGCGCCGUCACAGGCGUACACGCACCUCGCCUACUUCAACGACAUCCUCGAGGGGGCCGCCUUUAAGCUCUACAUCAUGACGAUCGGCGUGCUUGCGCCCUACCGCCGGCUGGGCAUCGGCACGCAGCUGCUCAAGCAGGCGCCCCGCUCCGGCGAGGAGGCUCCUCUGCCCCAGCACCUCCCUCCCUCUCACCUCUGCUCGCUCGGGGCAGGUGCUGCACGCGGCGAGGUGAUCAAGGACUACUACAAGCGGAUCGAGCCGCCGGACGCGGUGCUGCUGCACCGUGUCGCGCCCUUCCCAGUGCUCUCCAAGGAGGAGCAGCCCGCCCGGUACGCGUAG
Emiliania huxleyi CCMP1516 is the source of this 2004-nucleotide messenger RNA. RefSeq lists its product as hypothetical. Gene Ontology annotation, biological process: mitotic sister chromatid cohesion. The transcript is spliced from 8 exons. The record is from RefSeq and is a predicted model, not a curated record. The coding region runs from base 1 to 2004 and encodes 667 amino acids. Gene Ontology annotation, molecular function: N-acetyltransferase activity. Lineage: Eukaryota; Haptophyta; Isochrysidales; Noelaerhabdaceae. Gene Ontology annotation, cellular component: cytoplasm; NatA complex.